Cylas formicarius (sweet potato weevil) is the source of this 3506-nucleotide messenger RNA. RefSeq names its product PHAF1 protein CG7083. The transcript has 7 exons. Gene Ontology annotation, biological process: Golgi to plasma membrane protein transport. Gene Ontology annotation, cellular component: trans-Golgi network. Bases 122 to 1342 code for a protein of 406 amino acids. The record is from RefSeq and is a predicted model, not a curated record. NCBI's taxonomy places the organism in Eukaryota, Metazoa, Arthropoda, Insecta, Coleoptera, Brentidae.
AUGGCGAAAUACUAGAGAGUAGACAAAGGAUUGCCUUAAUUUAAUAGUAAUUUACAAUUAAAGCGGCAGUGAUUGCCAUUGUCAGUAGCGUGAAUUAAUUAAGUUUUGUGUUUACAAGAAAAUGCUAACACUUGAAGUUGUACCAGAACGUUCGUUAGGCUGUGAACAAUGGGAGUUUAUUUUAGGAAUGCAUUUUUCCCAAGCCGUUGCAAUUAUUCAGGGACAAAUUGGCAUUAUUAAGGGAGUUCAAGUGUUAUACAAUGAUACUAAGCCUUUAGAAAUUGAUAUGGUCAUAAAUUUACCGCAAGAUGGUAUUAGGCUGUUUUUUGAUCCCGUUACUCAGAGAUUGAAAAUUAUUCUAAUUUUCAAUAUGAAACUAAUUAAGCUGAAGUAUUGUGGGUUGACCUUCAAUUCACCAGAACUAUUACCUUCUAUAGAACAAAUUGAACACUCUUUUGGUGCAACCCAUCCGGGAGAGUAUGACUCUGAAAAACAAGUAUUUACAUUAAAUUUCCGUGGCUUGUCAUUCUAUUUUCCAGUAGAAUCCAAGUAUCAGAAAGGAAGCACACAUAAUUUAGCUUCUCUUCAGUUUCCUCCAGGAAGCAGCCCGGUAGUCUCGAGAAUGGCGAUUUACUCUGGUUCAAGUGUAGAUCAAGCGACAUCACCGGAAUUACCUCUAUCUUGUUACCAUGGUCAAUUGUACCUACAAAAAGCCGAAGUAUUAAGGGGAGAUGGAUAUACGAAAGGCUUGUGCUUAAAAAUUAUGGCGGGUACUAACAAUCGGCUCAUAGAUUCAACAAAAUUACAGUUUGAGCGAAAAGUAUUACUUGGUCAGUCUGUGCAAGAUGUAGUGUCUGCACUAGGAGCGCCUUCCAAGGUGUUUUACAAAAGUGAAGACAAAAUGCGUAUACACGCUCCGAAUGCGCAUCGUAGAGUGACCACUAAUAGAAGUGACUAUUUUUUCAAUUACUUCACAUUGGGCUUUGAUGUUUUGUUUGAUGCUCGAUCCCACUUAGCAAAAAAAUUUGUCUUGCAUACAAAUUACCCAGGACACUACAACUUCAACAUGUACAUGCGGUGUGAGUUUGAGUUACCAUUAGAUAGCGCCACCGUGACUGCCUAUUCAGAUUGGAGUGACGUGUGUAAGAAGUUAACACCAAGUGAAAGGCCGGUGGUGUUAAAUAGGGCCAGUUCAACAAAUACAACCAAUCCUUUUGGGAGUACUUUGUGUUAUGGUUAUCAGGAUAUAAUUUUUGAGGUAAUGCCAAACCAUUAUAUAGCUUCUUUAAGUAUGUAUGGUGAUGGAAGGCCUAUAAAAAACCAGCAGUUGCGGCAGGCGUGACAUAUGCUGUCUUCUACUUAUUUAAUAUUGGUGAAUAGGUACUGGCAGCCGGUAGAGCUGGCAUACUGAAAAUAAAUAACUCCCUUGUCCCUGUUCUCUUAAUAAAGGUCAUUUUUUAAAAAUUGGGAAAAAGAAAAGGAUAAUAAAAAUCAUAAAAUGAUAUAAAAGUCAAAAAAAUACGCUUAAUAUCCUAGGUUUACAUUAUUUAUACAUGUUGUAUUGUUUGCAUGAUUGGUUUGAUUGGUUGGUUCACAUCCUUAUUUUGGAGUCUUUGAAUAAUUAUCAGCUAUUAUCAAAAUGUUUAAUUUUGAAAAUGGCUACCAAGUCUUGUAAGUUUUUCUGUAUUGUGUGUUUGCAAAUGUGAUUCGGUUUUUCUCUGAAAUAUUUGUAUAUUUAUUUAUAUCUUUGUUGCAAGUCAGUUUGAUUAGUAAGCAAAUUCUAUUUAACAAACUUUAAUUAAAAAUUAAUACAUUUCAGCUUGUGAAUAGUUUUUCAAGAUUUGUGGCGAUAUCUUGGAAAAUAGAUUUUCUACAUGUAUUAAGCAUUUGCUUGUUAGGCAUAGUCUUUCAAAUAACUUGGCAGGAUCUUGUUGUGGUGUUCUGCCUACAGUUUUUUUGUGCCAAGUUCAUUGAAAUGUCUACCUAUCUGAUUCCUCUUAAUUUUCACCAUGUCCUUUUAGUUUUAAAUGGAAAUAUUUACAGGCUAGAGGGACGUCAGCGUUUUAAAAGUAUUGUAUUCGCUUUAUCUGUGUGUAAUGAAAAACUAGCGAUAUACAGGUUUGCAAUUUUCUUUCUCUUACAAACAAGUGAGAACCUAUGGAAACGAUACCAGACGUCCAUUUUCUGUUCUUGUUAUUUCUCCAAAUUUGUAGUUUUUUGCCACUUUUUGCAUUUCUGUACUUUUCUGGAAAGAAAUUUGUUUUUUAUUAUUAUUUGGAGUGUGUUUUAUUAAGAUUUAAUUUAACUUUAUGAUUAAUGCUUUUAAAGCACCUUAAACCCAAUUUAAGUCGCGUUUAAUAGGCUCUGACUUCUUUGAGCAACACUUUUAAGAAAAAGGCAAUAGAAGAAGGGAGUUCAAAUUUUUGAAAAACUGGCAGGGUCUAUAUGAAUUUUUAAUAUACAGGGUGGACGAAUACUCUAGGCAUAAUAGAAUUGAUAUUUACUUACUUGCAUUUGGUAAAGUUUGUCAUUCCAUAAUUAAUAUUACUGAGCUUCAGAUUUGGUAAAAAAAAAGGUUUUUUAAUGAUAAGCAGUAAUAAACUUCAUGUUACACAUACCUCAGUAUUGGUGUACCCUGUUAAUGAUUUGGUACGAGUGCGGAGGGCUAAAAGGAAAGGAGACAAACCGCAGAAUUGUCAACAUAGAUCUCGCAAUUGAGGCUGCGUCAUCGAAGCGACAAAUUCAGCGUAUAGUUUGUUAUGAACGUAAAUCUAAAAACUCUUAAAAAUAAAUUAUUCUAGUAAUAUAGAGACAAUUAAUGAAAUUGUAAAAUACCAAGCAGAAAUCGCCUCUGAAACAAUUGACGCCCCACCUACAUCAAAACCUGUAAUUAACACUGCAAUAUUGAUUGAUGUAUGCCUUCUUAUAGCCCUCAUUAUGGAUAGGUAAGAGCUACAGUAUAAAUUAAGGGUUUGAUUAACAUCCUUUCAAAGUUAAGCAAAGUAUGUCAAUAUUUAUUUAUUUUAUUAUUUUUAAUAGAAUUAAUUGUUGUAUUUUGAAGUAUCUAUCGGUAAAAUUUUAAGUUAAAAAAAAUUAGGCUAUUAAAAAAAAGUCACUUUAUUUGGAAAUAUGUAAUUUAUUUGAACUCAUGACAUUGUAAAUGUCCAAAUGUUUCAGUUAUUUGAAUUAAGACAAUUUCAUGGUGUAUUCUAAAUCAUUUGUAUUUAACUUUUAUAAGAUAAGAAAAAACUAUAGGCAUCCGUUAAAAUGUGCCAUCUAGGUUAAUUUGUGUUCGCGAUCCUAGAGUACACUUUUCUUUAAAAAAUAAAAGACUUAAAAAAACUUGUUUUCAUUAAACGAGGUAUCACUAGUAUUCAUAAAAAACCAUCUCGAAAAUGUUUAUUUUUGUAAAUUAAGCCCCAUGUUUGGUGAUAUUUUUGUUAGAUCUCACAUAUUCACUUAAGUUGUACAUAAUUAUAUCACAUCAUGUUUUAUUAAAAAUAAAA